AUGGGCUGCUGUUGCUCACGCUCCGAGGACGCCUCAGGCUCCACGAGCUCCACGGGCUAUCCAUCCACGAGCUCCACGAGUACCCGACACAUCGAGAAAGAGUUCAAGAAGAUCAAGAAGCGUCAAAUCAACAGAUUUGAAUCAAUCCUCAUCGCGGAGAAGGAGGACAUGCGCCAGGCGAAUGAUGCCGAAGAGCGCGAUGAGAUCCAAGAGAAGUUCAACGAGGUUAAAAGGAGGGUCAUAGACGAGUUUCGCGAUGAAUGGGAGGCCUACGAGGACCCCAAGCCUCGCUUCUGGGGCGACUCUGUUUCCCUCCAGUAG
Colletotrichum karsti is the source of this 321-nucleotide messenger RNA. RefSeq lists its product as uncharacterized. NCBI's taxonomy places the organism in Eukaryota, Fungi, Ascomycota, Sordariomycetes, Glomerellales, Glomerellaceae. The record is from RefSeq and is a predicted model, not a curated record. The transcript has a single exon. The coding region runs from base 1 to 321 and encodes 106 amino acids.